Molecule: messenger RNA, 4161 nt
Organism: Humulus lupulus (European hop)
Lineage: Eukaryota; Viridiplantae; Streptophyta; Magnoliopsida; Rosales; Cannabaceae
Product: structural maintenance of chromosomes protein 4
Exons: 28
Coding region: 151-3882 (1243 amino acids)
Biological process (GO): mitotic chromosome condensation
Cellular component (GO): chromosome
Molecular function (GO): ATP hydrolysis activity; protein binding; ATP binding
Source: RefSeq, a predicted model, not a curated record
UUUUUCUUUCGCGAUUACUAGAACUAGUAUGUGAGUCAGGGAACUUUAGUUUCAUUUCGAACUUCUGGGUUCUGUGGAACUGAAAAUCCCAAUUAUCGUGCUUUGUUUAUCUCCUCGAUAAACCCUAAUUCUCGAGAAGUGGAGUCGGGUAUGGGAACUCAGGAUGAGUUAAUGGCGGACGCGUCCGACUCUGCUCCCGGAAGAUCCAGAGCCCCUAGGUUGUUCAUCAAGGAAAUGGUUAUGAGAAAUUUCAAGUCUUACGCCGGCGAACAACGUGUUGGCCCUUUUCACAAGAGCUUUUCUGCAGUUGUUGGACCCAAUGGAAGUGGGAAAAGCAAUGUGAUAGAUGCAAUGCUGUUCGUAUUCGGAAAGCGAGCUAAGCAAAUGCGACUGAAUAAGGUGUCGGAGCUUAUUCAUAACUCUACCAAUCAUCAGAAUCUGGACAGUGCAGGGGUCUCUGUUCACUUCCAGGAGAUAAUUGAUCUGGAUGAUGGAACAUAUGAAGCUGUUCCAGGAAGUGAUUUUGUAAUAACUAGGGUGGCCUUUCGUGAUAAUUCCUCUAAAUAUUACAUCAAUGAUCGUACAAGCAAUUUUACCGAAGUUACAAAGAAACUAAAGGGGAAAGGAGUUGAUCUAGAUAACAACCGUUUUUUGAUCCUUCAGGGUGAAGUGGAACAGAUUUCAUUGAUGAAGCCAAAAGCUCAAGGACCCCAUGAUGAAGGCUUUCUUGAGUAUCUUGAGGACAUUAUUGGAACUAAUAAAUAUGUAGAAAGAAUUGAUGAGUCCUUUAAGGAGUUGGAAUCCCUCAAUGAGAAACGAUCUGGAGUGGUGCAAAUGGUUAAGUUGGCAGAGAAAGAAAGGGAUGGCUUGGAAGAUGUGAAAAACGAAGCAGAAGGAUACAUGCUGAAAGAGCUGUCACUUCUGAAAUGGCAAGAGAAAGCCACAGCAUUGGCUCAUGAAGGUACCAGUACAAAUAUGGUUGAGUUAAAAGAAAAAGUUGCCAGCUUGGAAGAAAAUUUAAAGACAGAAAGGGAGAAGAUUCGUGAAAGUAAUAAUAGAUUGAAGGAGAUUGAAUCUAAGCACAAUAAGCACAUGAAAAAUCAAGAGGAUCUUGAUAGUACUCUCAGAAAAUGUAAAGAAGAAUUUAAGCAGUUUGAAAGGGAGGACGUUAAAUAUCGAGAAGAUUUAAAGCACAUGAAGCAAAAGAUCAAGAAACUAACGGAUAAGCUUGAAAAGGAUUCAUCAAAGAUCGAAGACUUUCAAAAAGAGAGUGAGAACUCAGCAAAUUUGAUUCCAAAACUUGAGGAAAAUAUUCCAAAACUGCAAAAGCUCUUGGUGGAAGAGGAAAAAGUACUAGAGGAGAUUAAGGAGAAUUCAAAAGUUGAAACAGAGAGACACCGCUCCGAGCUUGCAAAAGUUCGUGCUGAAUUGGAACCUUGGGAAAAACAACUUAUUGAGCACAAGGGAAAACUUGAAGUUGCAUCUACUGAGAAUAAGCUUUUGAGUGAAAAGCAUGAAGCUGCUCAUGCAGCUUUUGAAGAUGCGCAAAAGCAGAUGGAAGACAUAUUGGGAGCUAUUGAAACAAAAACUGAGAGCAUCACAAAAAUUCAAAGUGAUCUUGAAAGGAGCAAACUUGAAGCAUUGGAAGCUCAUAAAGUGGAACAAGAAUGCAUCAAAGAGCAAGAAGAACUGAUUCCUCUUGAACAAGCAGCAAGACAGAAGGUUACAGAACUCAAGUCUGUUAUGGAUUCUGAAAAGAGUCAGGGAUCAGUUUUGAAAGCCAUUUUGCAGGCUAAGGAUUCUAACCGGAUACAGGGAAUAUAUGGUCGAAUGGGUGACUUGGGAGCUAUUGACGCAAAAUAUGAUGUCGCUAUAUCGACAGCUUGCCAUGGACUUGAUUACAUUGUGGUGGAGACAACUGGUGCAGCACAAGCAUGUGUCGAGCUACUACGGAGAGAGAAUCUCGGUGUCGCAACUUUCAUGAUUUUGGAAAAGCAAGUUGAUAAUUUACCAAAGUUGAAAGAGAAAGUGCACACUCCUGAGGGGGUACCACGUCUUUUUGAUUUAGUUAAAGUUCAAGAUGAACGAAUGAAGCUUGCUUUCUUUGCCGCCUUGGGGAACACCGUGGUUGCAAAAGAUCUUGACCAGGCAACUCGAAUUGCAUAUAGUGCAAACAAAGAAUUCCGAAGAGUUGUAACACUUGAUGGUGCAUUGUUUGAAAAAUCUGGUACUAUGAGUGGUGGAGGAAGUAAGCCACGUGGUGGUAAGAUGGGCACAUCUAUUCGAGCUGCCAGUGUGUCUGCAGAAGCUAUUGUAAGUGCUGAGAAGGAGCUCUCUACCAUGGUUGAAAAGUUAAAAAGCAUCCGUGAUAGAAUUUCUGAUGCAGUGCGGAGAUAUCAAGCUUUGGAGAAAGCAGUUACACACUUAGAGAUGGAAUUAGCUAAAACACAGAAAGAGAUUGACAGUCUCAAUACACAACAUAAUUAUCUCGAAAAGCAACGUGAUUCCCUGGAAGCUGCCUCACGACCAAAAAAGGUGGAGCUUAAUCGGCUUCAGGAGCUCAAGAAAAUGAUUUCUGCUGAAGAAAAGGAGAUUGAUAAACUCAUUCAAGGGUCUAAGAAGUUGAAGGAGAAGGCCUUGGAACUUCAGAACAAUAUAGAGAAUGCAGGUGGAGAAAGAUUAAAAUCCCAAAAGUCAAAGGUCAACAAGAUUCAGUCUGAUAUUGACAAAAAUAGUACCGACAUCAACCGUCACAAGGUUCAAAUAGAGACUGGCCAGAAAAUGAUAAAGAAGUUAACAAAGGUGAUUGAGGAAUCAAAGAUGGAGAUAGAAAGACUCACUCAGGAAAAGGAAAAACUGAGAGAUAAAUUUAAAGAAAUAGAACAGAAGGCUUUUGCCGUUCAAGAGAAUUAUAAGAAGACACAGGAGAUGAUUGAUCAACAUAAAGAUGUUUUGGAUGAAUCAAAAUCUGAGUAUAAUACAAUGAAAAAGACAGUGGAUGAAUUGCGAGCGUCAGAGGUAGAUGUAGACUAUAAAUUAAAAGACAUGAAGAAGCUGUACAAUGAGUUGGAACUAAAGGGGAAGGGAUAUAAGAAAAAGCUUGACGAAUUGGAAAGUGCUAUUGUAAAGCAUAUGGAACAAAUCCAGAAAGAUUUAGUGGAUCCUGAAAAGCUUCAAGCAACCUUGACAGAUGAAACUCUUCAUAAGGACUGUGAUCUUAAAAGAGCCCUUGAAACAGUCACAUUGCUGGAGGCACAACUAAAAGAAAUGAAUCCUAAUCUUGAUUCAAUUGCAGAGUAUCGAAGAAAGGUUUCGUUGUAUAAUGAACGAGUUGAGGACCUUAACACAGUCACUCAACAGCGUGAUGAUAUCAAGAAGCAGUAUGACGAAUGGAGAAAAAAGAGGUUAGAUGAGUUCAUGGCAGGAUUCAAUGCUAUAUCUUUAAAGUUGAAGGAAAUGUACCAGAUGAUCACGCUUGGAGGUGAUGCAGAACUUGAACUAGUGGACUCCUUGGAUCCUUUCUCUGAAGGUGUUGUUUUCAGUGUCAGACCACCAAAGAAGAGCUGGAAGAAUAUUGCAAACUUAUCUGGUGGUGAAAAGACUCUGAGCUCAUUAGCUCUUGUUUUUGCACUGCAUCACUACAAGCCUACACCACUUUAUGUAAUGGAUGAAAUUGAUGCUGCUUUGGAUUUCAAGAACGUUUCUAUAGUGGGACAUUACGUGAAGGACAGGACAAAGGAUGCACAGUUCAUAAUCAUAAGCCUUAGAAACAAUAUGUUUGAGCUGGCUGAUCGACUUGUGGGGAUAUACAAAACGGAUAAUUGCACAAAGAGCAUUACCAUCAACCCAGGGAGUUUUGUUGUCUGUGAAAAGGCUGCUUGAUGUGUUUGCGCAUUGCCUGGUAUGCAUGAAUCGCUCCGUGUGCUAUGAUCAAUUCAAUAUUUUUGUGCUUGUGUCUUUUUUACUUAUUUAUGUAUAUUUUGUUCUUCUUUGUCUAAUAUUGGUAUCAUACAUAUACCAAAUAUUUGUAAUAUGAACAGCGUAAGUGGUAGAUUGCAUGUUUUGUAUGUAGGCUCCUCAGGAGCUCUGUAAGUUUAUCGUGAUAUUAUAUAAACGUAUUUCUAUAUCAGAGUGGUAGUGUUGACAAUUGCAGUCUUUUAA